AUGUACGUUAGAAGCACUUAUCAAGCACCUAGAGUGCCUUCGUAAUAAAUGGGAGUAAUACAGGCAAGUGGAAAUUUAAUCUAAAUUAUUUAAAAACAAGCAGCAACUAAUCGUAUUACAAUCCCUGAAAUGUAUAUUGGCGAUGAAGGCGCUUUACAAUUAGCUGCUUUCUUAAAAGGAUAAACAAGCAUAUCUAUGAUUGAUUUAAAAGGAAAUAAUAUAGGUCCUUAGGGUUUCAUUGAAAUUUUUAACUCUUUAAGACAAAAUUUUUAGUUAAAAUCUUUAAAUCUUGAAUGGAACAGACUUGGUACAGAUAUUGCAGGAUUGGAGAGUCUUUACACUUUGUUGUCAAAUAAUAGAUCAAUAACUCAUUUAGAUUUAAGGAAUAAUAAAAUUAAUUAAACAGGGGCACAUAUUAUUGCUAACGUAAUUAGAAACAAUACCUCCAUUUCUUCUUUGGAUUUAAGAUGGAAUGAGCUUGGUGCUAAUGGCGGUAGGGCUAUUCUCCAAGCUAUGCAAGAAAAUGGUAGUUUAGUAGGCUUAGAGCUUGCUGGUAAUGGAAUACCAGAAGAAAUAAACUCAGAAAUUUAAUAAUUAGUAACAAAUAAUAGAGAUGGAAUUCCUCAUACUGCAGCAAGGAGAAAUAAUGCUAUGAAUGACUCUAGGAGAAAUAGUUUUUAUAGAUAGUAGUAGUAAUAGUAAGAUUUUAAUGAAUCUAUUAAUGAUAGAGAAACUAUUAGGUUUGUUGCUUAACAUCAUUAACCUUAAUAUCCUUACUAAGUUCCAAUUAUGUAAGAGGCCUUCAAUUAAAGUAGGACUAGAAUUAUGGAUUAAAAUGAAAUCAGCAGGAAUUUAUAGGCUGGAUAUGAGAGUGUUAAUCUAAUUUAGCAUUUGGAAAUUUAAAUUGACAAUGAAAGAGUUUAAGGCUUAGCUUUAAAAGAGAGUUUACAAGGUAAAAUUUCUGAGCUAAAAAGUGCUUUGUAAGUUAAAGCUUAAAAGAAGGCCUAACUAGAAGAAGAAUUUCUUGCUAGAUAGCAUGAACAAAGCACUCUUAAAACUGAUUUACAUAGGGUUGAGGCAGAAUUAAAAGGUUAUGAACACGAAAAGCAAAAAAGUAAGAGAGAACUAGAAGACAAGUGCCAUUUACAAGAGGAAAAAAUAAGAGAUACAGACAAAAGAUUGCAAAGUGAGUUAUUGAGCAUUUCCGAUUAAAAUAUUCGUUAAAUGAGAUAAGUUGAUUCAGAAUAUCAUGAAAAAUGUGAAGAAUUAAUAAAGCAAGUUGGAAUACGUAGCAAAAAGAAUGAUGAAACAAGAUUAGAGAUAUAUAAAAUAAUGGAUGACAUGGUAAAAUCAGAAUUUUAAUCAAAGGACGAGGCUAAAGAAGUCGUAGAAAAAUUAAAAGCAGCUGGAUAACAAGAAUAUAACGAUCGUUUUGAUAUUUUGGAAAGGAGAAUGAAUGAUUAUGAGCAAAAAAUAAUGGAUAGUGACAGAAGAACAACAGAUCUAGUAAAGGAUUACUCAAACAGAAUAAAAUCAAACACUGAAAAAAUAAAUGAAAUAAAUUAAAGUAUUGUAAAGUAUAAAAUUGAAAAUCAAGAUAUAGAUUUAAAUAACACUGAAUUCGAGAUGUAUAUUGAAAGAUAGAGAGCUGAUUUAGACUAUAAAGAGUAACUCAUAAAAAAGCUUAAAGAAGAGCUUAACAAACUAAAAGAAAAGGAUAACUUGACAGAGUAAGACGAAAAAACAAUUAAAUCAUAAUUAGAAGAUAAAUUCAUAAAAGCUCAUGAUGAACACAAUACUCUCCAUGAUAGCUAUAGAGACAGAAUCCAAGAAUUAGAGAAAACUCUUCGUGACUCGAAUGAAGAAAACCUCCGUUUACGUGCUAACUAUUAAAAACUCUCUGAUUUGCUCACUGCAAAUCUACAGAGCACAACCUAUUCAACUUUUAAGGAUUAAAAAGUUAUGUGA
Tetrahymena thermophila SB210 is the source of this 1968-nucleotide messenger RNA. RefSeq lists its product as hypothetical. The record is from RefSeq and is a predicted model, not a curated record. Gene Ontology annotation, molecular function: protein binding. Gene Ontology annotation, cellular component: centrosome. NCBI's taxonomy places the organism in Eukaryota, Ciliophora, Oligohymenophorea, Hymenostomatida, Tetrahymenidae. The transcript has 3 exons.